AUGAUACCUCAAUUUUCUCAAUACCCAUCACAAAAACCUUCAUAUCCCCAAACAUCUCAUCCCAUUCCAAAUUACCAACAACCUCCACAACAAGGCCAAUCAAGUGGUAACCAUCAAAUGAGCCUUCAAGAACUUUUCACUUAUCUUGCUCAAAGCCAAACCCAAUUUCAACAAGAGACCAUGAACACUUUCUCCAAUAUUCAAGCACAAAUUGGAUACUUGGCCACCGCUUUCAACAAGAUGGAACAAAGGGCUACUCCAAAGGAACCGAUUGAGCCAAACAUUGAUCAAAUCGAAUCUUCCAACAAGACCAUCAAGCCAUUAGUCAUACCACCACAUUUUCCCUCCUGGUUAGCUCCCUCAAAGAAACAAGAGGAAGAGAAAGAGUUUCUUAAGACUUUCCGCAAGGUCCAAAUCAAAAUUCCACUAUUGGAUGCCAUAAAACAAAUUCCGUGCUAUGCCAAGUUUCUUAAGGAUUUGUGCACCAAUAAGAGGAAAUUUAAGGCAAAUGAAAAGAUUCAAGUCAAUUCAAAUGUGUUCGUGGUCAUCCAAAAGAAGUUACCUCCCAAAAGCAAGGAUCCGGGAAUAUUUGCUAUCCCAUGUACCAUUAGUGAUUUGCAUGUCGAAAGUGCUAUGUUAGAUCUUGGAGACUCGAUCAAUGUGAUGCCGUAUUCGGUUUUUGAAUCUCUCAAUAUUGGACCUUUGGAAGAAACCGGAGUAAUCAUUCAAUUAGCGUACAAGUCAAGUGUGUCUCAAAGAGGAGUGUUGGAGGAUGCGUUAGUACAAGUUAAUAAACUUGUUUUUCCCACACAUUUUUAUGUAAUUGAUAUUGAAGAGAAGAAUCCUUCUAAAUCAUCUAUGAUCCUCCUUGUAAAACCUUUCAUGAAUACUGCUCACACAAUCAUUGAUGUCCAUAAAGGAAAGAUAACUAUGGAGUUCAAUGGAGAGACCAUUCACUUCAACAUCUUUGAAGCAAUGAGGUACCCUAGCAACAUUUAUCCAUUGUAUUGGGUUGAUGUGAUUGAGAUAAUAAAUGAGAUAAGCCCUACUAUAUGCACACACAAGAUUUUCAUGGAAGAUGAUUGUAAACGUAAAAGAGAAGCUCAAAUAAGAUUAAAUCCUCCAAUGAUGGAAGUGAUCAAGAAAAAGAUAAUUAAAAGGUUCAAAAUGUGCAAAGAGAAGAAAAAGGCAUUUCAUGAAAAGCACAUAACCUAA
This is a messenger RNA of Lactuca sativa (garden lettuce), 1215 nucleotides long. Lineage: Eukaryota; Viridiplantae; Streptophyta; Magnoliopsida; Asterales; Asteraceae. The record is from RefSeq and is a predicted model, not a curated record.